AUGACCAACGCACAGGCUGCACCCGCCGCCCAGCACGUCAACUUCUCCAAAUUCGCAACGCCCACCUCGCCAACUGUCGACGUCCCGCUGGCGGUCAUAAAUCGACCAGUACCGUCGCAGCUGGACGAGGGCAAGGUGUUGAGGUUCAUGGAGGACAUCCAGAAAGGAGAUGACUUGACGCCUAUAGAGGUCCUGCGCUGCGUCGCGCCCGACGGACAGAAGUAUUUUUUCGCCUUUGGAGGAUGUCACCGGUAUGAGGCGCACAAGCGGCUCAAGAGCGAGACGAUUCCCGGACGGAUAAUAAACGUCCCGCCUUCUGCGAUCCGGAUGUACUUGGGCGCAAGCGCGCCUUUCUGA
Molecule: messenger RNA, 357 nt
Organism: Rhodotorula toruloides NP11
Lineage: Eukaryota; Fungi; Basidiomycota; Microbotryomycetes; Sporidiobolales; Sporidiobolaceae
Product: sulfiredoxin
Exons: 3
Coding region: 1-357 (118 amino acids)
Biological process (GO): cellular response to oxidative stress
Cellular component (GO): cytoplasm
Molecular function (GO): sulfiredoxin activity
Source: RefSeq, a predicted model, not a curated record